Molecule: messenger RNA, 11795 nt
Organism: Stylophora pistillata
Lineage: Eukaryota; Metazoa; Cnidaria; Anthozoa; Scleractinia; Pocilloporidae
Cellular component (GO): extracellular region
Source: RefSeq, a predicted model, not a curated record
GAAUAUGUUGAAGUUCAUAUGAGACAGGGCUGAAAAAUUAAGCUUCGGAUCGAAACAUUGUUCUCGCCGUCCAUAUGCCGGUCUACGAUGGAAAAAGGCGACUUGCAGCGCUUUCGCAAUGAAUGCGUAGCUGCCCAUAACUUCUACCGCGCCGGCCAUGGAACAGCGCCUCUUUGCUGGUCAUCGCGUCUCGCGGAGAGCGCGCAAAAUUGGGCAGACUACCUCGCUAGUUCCGUCGGCGGUUCACUGAGGUACAGCACUGACAAGGACAUUGGAGAAAACCUCGCCUGCUUGUGGGGGUCUGAAUUAAACGGGCAGAAAGUCACGCGGAUCUGGUACGAAGAAGGGAAGUAUUUUGAUUACAACAAGCCGCGAGUUAACUCGCGUACGCGCUCCUUCUGUCAGGUGGUAUGGGAGGGGACGCGAGAGCUUGGCGCGGGAGCGGCUGUCACUAAACAUGGAAAACAGAUCAUUGUGGCUCGAUAUUUUCCAGCCGUGAAUAAGAGAGAUGUGACGCGGAACGUGAAGAAAGCGAGGAGCACACGAGAUAAUGAACAGCCUCUGGCCUACGAUACACGAUGGAGUAGGCUCUAUGUUGGCCUUAAAGAGUUUCACGAAGAAUGCCUGGCAGCGCACAAUGAGUACAGACUCAGACACGGUGCCGCUGCUCUUCAGUGGUCAGCCGAGCUGGCCUGGGAAGCGCAGCAAUGGGCUGAGAAUUUGGCGCGAAGUGGCGAACUUCGUCACAAUGAUGACGAUACUGUUGGGGAGAAUUUAGCGGGAAUGGCCGGCGGUGAACUAACAGGGCGGGAAGCGACAGGCAUGUGGUAUGACGAAAUAGAAGACUACAACUUUGAAAACCCGGGUUACAGCGAAAAUACAUCAAACUUUUCGCAGAUUGUUUGGGUGGCGUCAGAGUCUCUUGGAGUUGGUAGAGCACUUCACGAUGAUCUCUGUGUGGUGGUGGCCUUUUAUGAACCUCCGGGUAACAUGGAAGGAUCAUUUGGGGACAACGUGCUUCGUAUGGGGUCAGCAGUGCGGCAAAGAAAGAGUAAAGAGCCAAGAGGCUUUGUGCCGCCCACCCCUGCAGACUUGGAGAGCUUUCGCCUGGAAAUGCUCGUGACCCAUAACUACUUUAGAGCCCGUCAUGGUUCUCCUCCGUUAGUUUUCAGUGGGGUCCUAACAGAUGAAGCCCAGUAUUGGGCUGAGCGCCUUCUGGUGACUGGCGCCAUGGAGAGCUUGGAUAACUCAAGAAUUGGUAUUAGCGUGGCAGUGCUUGAUAAAAGCCAAGUCAGCGGGGUUAAGGUAUCUGAGCUCUGGUACAAGGAAAUAUUGAACUAUGACUUUGACAGUCCUGGCUUUAGUAAUGAGACUUUAAACUUCAGUCAGCUGGUCUGGCAAAGCAGUCGUAAGCUGGGUCUUGGUAAAGCUACAGGUGUGGACGGGGUGACUGUUAUUGUAGCUCGGUAUGAGCCUGUUGGCAAUAUCGAUGGACUGUUUGUUCAGAAUGUCAGGCGACGAGGACACGAGAGAGGCAGUUGUGAACCAAUGAUAUUCCACGUGGAAUACAGAUACCGAGUGCGAGCCGACAGCAAGUCCACCACCAGCUUUAUGAGCUGGGAGCAUGAAGAUGCACCGACUUUUGGAGAACUACAGACUGAUACCGUGAGGACGAGUUCUGAAGCACCUCAAGGGACUGGACUUAAUCGAGCAAAGUUUCUGUUAAACCGUUUAAUAGAAGACUUGGACCGGUGUCGUAACAGCUGUUACCUUUCCCCUCCCCUCAGUAUGGCCGCCAGUUUAAGUUGGAGUGACUUGGACGAGUUUGAUGAGAACGAGAAUAUCCUCCACAGGGCCCACGACCAGGAGGUAUCCAACAACCUGACAGUAAGCGACCACUUUACCCGGCUGGUGUGGAUAGAUCCUAACAGCCCUACUCUCCAGAGAAAAGGUGUUGUCGAGAAGCCUGCUCAGGAUGACAAUGGCGAACAGGACGAGGACGAAGAAAAAGAAGAUCCGCGGACAGCAUAUGAACAAGAUAACACAUUAGAGGCAGCUGAUCUAACCUGUGUAGCAGAGGAACCACUCUUGGAUACCGAGGAGGGCGAAUUGGAAGAAGCAGAUUUGUUUUCUGAUCCCGAAGAUGAUCUGCAUCAACGUUUCUCUGAGGUGCGUCGCUCUCUUUCUUUGGAUUCAGAGGGAACAGAACCAGACAUGCAGAGGGGUAGCGUACUGUCCAAAGUAGCUUUCUUUGAGAUGUUUCAGCAAGGCAUGGAAACUCAAUCGCCCUCCCAUUCACAAACCCUACUUAGACGCAGUGUUAUUCAAGAAGAGCUGGAGGAACUGGCUUCCCUUCCGAAAAGAAGUCCUUCACCGCAAGAAGAGGAAGUUGGAAGAGAAGAGGAAGUCAUGGGGGAACAUGAAUGUCAGCUGGAAUUUGACGAUGUAUUUCCUGCGCACAGGGAAGGGGACGAAGAAGAUGUGCACUUAGACGAAGACACAUUUGAUGACGAGGGUGAAGAUGAAGAAGAAAGUCUCGUUAGUGUAUCAGAAACAGAGGACGUGCUAGAUUUUCCUGAUUAUGAUACCAGACCAGAUGGCCCACAAGACCUUGAAUUCGAGGUGGUCCUUAGCGUGACCCAUGAGUUUUCAGACAAGGAGCAACCAGCUAUGGAGAUCAAUGAUGUUUAUCAUGAGGAUAUUUCGCAGGAGCAUUCCGAUGUUACGGAAGAGGAGGACCAACGACUAUCGUCAUUGACGAACGUGUUUUUGCCAACAAACUUGAGCACAGAUAGCGAAUUUCAAAUAACUGAUAAUUUUAGAUUGUGCAAGGAUGAAUCACCGUAUUUAGUAGAGGACGCUCCCGAUAAUUCGAGGGAGGAACGUUUUAAAUCUAGCGAGGCUGUCAUAGACGAACCAAGAGACUCGUUUCAAAGAACUACAGAUCCAGAGUUUUGUUUUGCAACUUCGAAACAGGAAAAGGUCGAAAUUCGAAUGAGAGAAAUUUUAGCUUUAGAAGGACUUUCGUUUGUGGAGGUGAGCGAAGACGCCAGUGAUGAAUCUUGUGAUUUCAAGGAAACAGUGGAAGGUAAGCUUGUAGAAAAUAUUGUAAACAGUGAGAGGCGUCGUGAGCCAGAUUAUGAAAGAACACCAGUUGAAGAAACUUGUGAAGCUACCUUUCGAGAGGCUGUGGAAUCGGAAAUAGAUUUCGAAGCGUUGUUUGGAAAACUCCACGGAGAUUGUGAUGAAACGGAGAAAACUAACGUAGAGCAAGAGAGUGAUACAGUCAUCGUCCCCUCUGAAACAGUUCAAGUUCUAUCACGAGAUCGAGAAGGUGAAGUUGCGGCGAAAUUAGCACGAUUAAGCGCUGAUCUUGGACUUACACCCAUUACCGAUGACGACGACCUGAAAGAAGAACGGGAGGCUGAGUUAGAAGUAACGCUAGACUACCAAAGUACAACAUCCAUUCCUGCACACAAUGAAUCCUCGAGUGAAUCUGCUCAUGAAGCUACCAUUCAAGCGGUUUGGAAAAGCGCGAAGGAUCUCGAGGAGCCACAAAUGCGAUUGGACAGUCUAACCCCGGAAGAUAAUGCGGAACACCGUUGUGUAGCUCUUCCUCGUAAUUACGAUCAGGAACGUACAAAAGCUCUCGAGGAAACGAGCUUAGAACUUAAUUUAGUUUUCUCGUCACCUGAUGAAAUAAUUCCAUCCGAAGAACAUGUCGAACCAUUAGAUUACCACCAAGCAUCUAAAUCAACAACAGCUAGCGAGCAACCAGAGAUCGUAGAGCACAUUGACGCCGAGACUCAUCCAGUUGUGCACACUAAAAUAAACUACGAGGACAUAUUUCGUUCCCUAGAAGACGAAAAUGCAGAGUCUGCGGACGAAAUUUCAGAAACCGAGCAUUUUGAAGACACCACAAGGGAAUCCACCUCACAAGAUGAAGCAUCGCGAGCAUCGUUACACAUUGAAAAGGACACCACAGUUGACCAGGUCUUCUUGUCGCGCUGUCUCCCUACCUCCUCGGAGUAUAUUUCUCCUGAAAGCAAGCAACUUGAACCAGUAGAGGAAACUGUUGAGGUGAGACAAGUCGAGAAACAGAGACCAGCUUCAUUAUACAUGGAAGAGAGUUGCGAAGUAGAAGAAGUAGUCGUUGACAGUCCCACCUCUCCAAGACACAUUUCUGGAGAAGGUUUGAGCCUUGAUAGAAUAGAGAUGGCUUCCGAAGAGAAAGUCAUCGCGGAAACUAACCUUGUCUUGUUAAUACAUGAUGAACAUGAAAGCGUCAAUGAAAUAAAUACCGAAACGUCUAUUCGACAUCAUAUUGCUGGAAAAACUAAAAAUCAAGAGUUAUUUGAUGAAAUCACAGAAGAAACGAUAAGCGACAGCAAUGUGCGUGCUUCCUUAUACAGGGACGAGGACGUAGCAGUUGAAGAUGUAUCACCAACUGUACCUUCAGUACGGACACACCUCUCAAAUGAGUGCGAGAGUGUUCAAUCUUUUAAAGAGCCAGAGAUGGUAGAACAAACAGAGGAAGAGAACAGAUCGUCGCUGUACAUGGAGGAAAAUGUAUUUGUAGACUCGGUGAAGUACAGAGAAGCUGAGAACUCCUUACACAUUUCAAGUGAAACUUGUAGCUCGGACAUGACUGAAGAGGUGUUAGAACAACAUGAAGACGUGCAACAUGCGUCACUGGUUAUGCAUGAGGAAACAGUUGUUGAUGUUACAACCCGUUCGACGUCCUCACCGUUGUACAUAAUUGGCGAUAGUGCUUCUGGUAAGAGUUUUGAAGAAAUAUAUGAAGACGUUUUUGAUGAAGUGGAGAGAAGGGCGUCUUUGUCAGAGGAAGAAGAUUCAAUUAUCCACGAGGUAGUACCUGACGCUCCCUCUUCCCCCAAUCAUCUCGUAGAAGAACAUAAAAAUGUCGAACCCUUUGAAAACAUUGACAAGGAGCUUGGUAAAGAAAGCAAACGGGCAUCACUGUUUUUAGAGGAAGAAAAAGAUAUAGUUAACGCUCAAACUGACAGCCCAUCUUCGCCAAAGCACAUUGCAAUGGAAAGCAGAAAUUGCGAGACUUACCACGAAAUGGAAGAAGAAUCUAUCGAGGAGAGUAACCGAGCAUCGCUAUUGAGGACGCAUGCUAUUGAGGACGAGGAGAUAACUUUUAUGCCGUCACCUCCAAAGCACCUAGCAGGAGAAAGUGUGAACAUGGAGAAUUUCGGAGAGGUGGAAGAAGAGCCAACCGCUGAAAAAAAAACCUCUCUUUCCUUGGAAGAAAAAUUUUCUGUCGAGGAAUUAAAACACUCCCAAACUUCUGUUCCUAUUCAUAUUGCCGGUCAAGACGUGUGCAUGACAGAAUUUGAGGAAAUCCCAAAGGAAGCCGCGGCACCUUUGGAGCUCGCCCAAGAAUUUGAAGAAAGUCUUGAGGAGGUCAGCUACGAUGAUGCCAUUGAUCCAAACAAUCACAUCGCUGGUGAGGUUACAAACAGAAAGCUUAUUACAGACGAAGACGAUUCGCCAGAAUCGGAUUACGGUGAACAGUUUGAGGAAUUUGAGAAUACUUAUCGAACUCAAGGACUCAUGGGGCCCGCUCAAAGCGCGCAUAUAUCUGGGGAAAUAGAUAACGUUGUCUCUUGUGAUGAGGUCAUGGAAGACGCCUCGCGAGUGGAAGAAAGUGUAGAGUAUGAAGAUAGUCUUCAACUUGUAACCACAACUAAUAUGGAGGACACAAAUCAAUCUUCACUUCACGUAGCUGUUGAACUCUCUAACAUUGAAGCUCGUGAAGAAUCCUCUGAGGAAGAAAAACAAGAAGAAGAAGUGAGUCCAGAGGAAAUUGAAGAAGCUUUGGAGCGGGCUACAACUAUUGUUCUUAAGUCUCCACACUCUUUACUGAGUAUGGCUGCUGCUGCAUUGGAACAUAAAAUUGAUGCUGCGCAACAGGCCUCUGAGGUGGUGGAAACACAAUCCGAAGUAUCACAACAACACAAUGAAGAGGAACGUCUCGAGGUACCAGUUAUUUUUGUGAAUAUUGCUGAUGAAGAAUCUAAUAAUGAGGAAGAAAGUGCUUGUUGUGUCGCAGAAGAACCAAAUAUUGAGACAGAAAUACAGGAACAAUAUGACGAAUCUCCCGUACAAUGUAAGACUGAACAAACACCCGUCUCUGAGUCGCAUGUUGCUGCAGAAUUUUGUAUUUCUGAAUUUUCAUCUGAAAGACAUGACGUGGAGAAGAAAACAGACCUUGCUGAACCUUUUGAGGAAAGUGAAGAGGGCUCUUUCUCAGAACUAAUGUCAGAGUCUUCUUCGUCACCGUUGCACGUUUCUAGUGAACUCAAAGAUUUUCAAGAUUACGAAACAAUUGGCGAGGAUUCUAGUACGGAAACGUAUCACGCCACUACACUUGAUGAAACCAAGUUCGUUUCGGAGAAGUCAUUCUCGAAAGGAAUGCCAUUACUUUACAUAACUGAGGAACUGUCGACACAAGCAAUGUAUGACGAAAGUGUUCUGAACGAGAAAUCAAUUACAAUAGAAACGACUGAGGCGUAUAAUGAAGAAGAGAAACCUUUAGAGAGGGAAACUAACAUUUUCAUAGCUGAGACCCCACUCCAGACGGCUGCUGAGUUUUCCGACUCCGAUUACAAUUACGGUGUUGGAGAGGAAGAUUACUCAAGUGAAAGAGAGUUUUGUGAAGCAUUUGAAGAGAAGGAAGAGAGCAGCGGAAAAGUAUCACUAUUUCAGGGUGUAGGAGAGCCAACUGGCUCCGUUUCCGAAAAUGGGUUAAGCGACUCGCAAAUUGCAGAGGAAGGAAACAGAAUUUCAGACGAAACUGACAACGCACAUAAUUUUAGCACACAGGAGCUAGUUUACGUUCAUCACCGUGCAAAGGAUGUCGAAAGAGACAGCAUUGUCUAUGAAGAAGAAAUCGAAGAAAAAGGUUUUACACAUCAGAUGGAGACGUUUACGACUGUGAGCCAAAACGAACACAGAUCUGUGGAAGUCAAGUCUAACUUCCGUGUUAUAGAGACCGGAGAGUCACAAGGCGGCGAAAAUGUAUUCACUGGAGGAGAAGAACAGCAAAUGAAAACAUCGCACGCGAUUGAAGAGACAGUCCAAGUUAUUUCAUCGAAAACCACAAGUCAGGCAUCCUCCACAAAUUCUCACUUUGCCGCUGCAAGUGAAGAAAUUCACUACAAAGCCGACAAAAACAGCGAGGGUAUACUACAGGAGGAAUUAAAAAAAGUCCAAGAAGUCUCUUUCACUUCAACAAAACAAACAACUCGACAAACUUCGUGGGAAAAGAAAGAAAACGAUCAACACUUUGAAACAGGUGAUCAGCUUAGUGAAGGAAUUUUAGAGAGAGAAGUUCAAGAUCAAGAAACCAAGAAGAAUGAAAAGCUACUUUCAGAGGACGAAACAGAGGUUCGUCUUCUAAAGGGCGAACUUCUAAAAUCCAAGGCAGCUGAGCAACAAGAAUCCUUGGCGAACCCACAAUUGACGGUAUCAAAAUUUGUGAAACGUUUUGUUGUUCAUUCAGGAGCUAAGGACGUUCAGGAAGUUCAUCAGAUUGUACGACAGGAAGACGUAACAGUCAUUUUAAAAGAUGACGAGGCUUCUCUUGAAGAAGAGUCAGCGGAAGAUCACUUUGAAGAAGAAAUUGAUAUUAUGCGUAUGGAUGAAGCCUUGUCAGAGGAGGAAUUCCGUGGCGAAGGAGUUGAAAAUGUUGAUCGUAACAAUUCAAGAUUAUCUAAGACCGAUUCAGCAGACGGGAUGGACAGAUGGAACCAGGAGGAAGGAAGACAACCACUCGAGGAUGAACAAAAAAAACCUCUCUAUGAGGAAGAAGUAGAUGUCAGCGAAGUGCAACCUAUCUAUGAGGAGGAAGUGGAAAUGCAGCGAGUGAAGAAAAAAGAAGAUGCGUACCCCUCAGAAACUGAGGAAGAGGUCAUCAGUAGGCCUACUUUUGAAGAGAUUGAGAUAGCAGCAUAUGUAAGUACUAUUCAAGCGGAAGAAGGCAGCUUUAAAAACCAGACUGCUGACAAUAUGCAAUUAAGACCAAAGUCAGCGAAGCUUGAAGAGGAAUUGGAGGUAUCUACCCGACAAGAAGUUGAAGAAGAGGGCUCAGAGGAUUUUGAACCAGAAGGUCAUUCAGUGGCAGCAGUGGAAAUGCAAAGAGUAAAGCAAAAAGAUGCCUAUCCCUCUGAAACUGAGGAUAAUGUCGUCAGUACGCCUUCUUUUGAAGAAGUCAUCAAGAUGGCAACAUAUGGGAGUACUAUUCAAGCGGAAGAAGGCAGCUUUGAAAGCCAGUCUGCUGACAAUAUGCAAUUAACACCAAAGUCAGCCGAAUUCGAAGAGGAAUUGGAUGUAGCCACGCUACAAGACGUUCAAGAAGAGGGCUCGGAGGAUUUUGAACCAGAAGGUCAUUCAGUGGCAGCAGUGUUUGAAGAAGAGGUAGAGAUUUCUGCUUCCGUGGAAGAAUGCAAAGAGCCUUUAUUCGUUAGCGACGACGAACGCAAAACGGUUUACUACAUGGAAAGUUCAGAGCAUUUUGUUGAGGAAGGACAUGUUGUUGAAAACAGAGCCACGCGAAGACAACCACUUGAUUUGAGCCAAGUUGAUCUGUAUGAAGAUGAAAGAGCAGCAACACGGUAUUACGUUGAAUUGUCAUCAACUGAGAGCCUGGAACGAGCUUAUGGGGAGGUACAAGAGGAGGCAUCGUUUACCGAAAAAUACGUGCGACAGGGAGAUCCAUUGGAAGAGAACCUAGAAGAGUUUAUUCUAGUACGAUAUGGAGAUGAAUUUGAAUCUUCUGGUGAGGAGGACCUUUCUGAACAACGAGAAAUCUACGUCAUUCCUGAAGAAGAUAAUGAUGGUGAAAACAGCAACCUUGUAAAGGAAGAGCUUGAGACUGAGAAGGAACCACUCGCGGAGAGUUUUUACGAGAGAGAAGACGAAGACGUCGGUCUAGAGGAAAUCCGGGAAUCUCCAGAAUUCGAAAUCGACGAUUCUCCAGAAGACGAAUUGGAUGAAGAGGAACAACGUCAACUCGAAGAAUAUGAGCGACUUGAGUCAUUUGUUAUCUUAGAAGAGAAGCUGAGCCAAGUGGAGUCCGAUGAAGACUGUGGUGACGAGAAUGCAGGUUUCAGAGGCGAGGAGAGGGACGAAAAUGUCUUCCAUUCAGAUGUGCAUUCUAGCAGUGAGGAAACUUUGCACGAGGAUGAAUUAGGUGAGACUAUGACGACGUCUUCGAUUCGUCAGGCAGCAGUGUCUGCCGAUACCGAAUCAAAGGAGGAUAAAAAUGCGGAUUACCAGAGUACCGUUACACACCAAGAACUCCCUGAAGAUUCCUCUCCAGUAAAAGAUGACGAACUAAAAGGUCUGGAAGGUGCUGCAGAUAGUGCAGGGGACGAUGUUUCCAGAAAAGUUAGUAAGGAACUUCAAACGUUAUCGAGUCAGAAAGGCAUUCCAUCUGAUGAAGGACAUCAAGAGAACGUGGGUGCAACUCGAGAAUCUGCUGAGAAAGGAGCACACCCCGAAUUCAAACGAGUAAAAGACGAGGAAAAUGAGCCGAAUCUAAGCAGUGAUUCUUCGGGAGAACAAAGUAUAUCAAGUGAAGGAUCACAGUCCUCCACAGCCUCAGUUGAUCUAGAAGGAUUAGACGACUUUGAGGAAGACUGUUUUUUGCAACACAACUUGUACCGGCGGCAACACCGAUGCAAACCGCUGAAAUGGUCUGACGAACUCGCCGCUGGCGCAAAAGAGUGGGCAGAAUAUUUGGCAUCAGUGAAUUCCCUCGAACGAUGCGAAGGAAAAGAGUUUGGUCAAAAUCUCGCAAUUGCGCAAGGAAUAUAUUUAAGUGGCUCCGAAGUUGUCGACAUUUGGUAUAAAGAAUCAACAGAUUACAAUUUUGAUGUUCCUGCCUUUAACGCCAAAUGUGGUAAUUUCACGCAAGUUGUUUGGACAUCGUCUCGAGAGUUCGGUGCGGGGAAGGCUGUGGCUGACGAUGGAACUCAGUUUGUCGUAGCGUGGUAUAAACCUUCCGGAAACAUCGUCGGAGAAUUUAGAGACAAUGUAAAACCACCCAAAGAUUCUUCCAGUCGAGUUCGAAGACGAAGGUCCAGUGCUAGGAGACGUUCUCAAUCAGGAAUUCCGCCUGUGACUCCAGCGGAAAGAGAAAAAUUUAAAACCGAGUGUGUCAUCUCACAUAAUUACUACCGUACAUUUCACAAUGCUCCACCUCUGCGUUGGUCCCCAUUAUUGGCUACCGAAGCGCAGAAUUACGCAGAUCGCUUGGUUAAGACAGGCUCACUUUCUCACAGCGGGCAAAAGGACCACGGGGAAAACCUGGCCUACACAUGGGAUAGCCCGCUCUCUGCUCGAGGAGCGGUGGACUUGUGGUAUGAUGAAGUUCAAGAUUACGACUUCGAUUCCCCUGGUUACACAUCCGAUACGGGACAUUUUACGCAGUUAGUCUGGGUUGGGACAGAAGAAUUUGGAAUGGGGAUGGCUGCAGCUCCCGAUGGGAGACAUGUGGCUGUCGGAAGAUACUAUCCCCCGGGGAACAUCGUAGGACAGUUUAGAGAAAAUGUGCGUCCAAGGGAAAUUGCCGGAAUUCCGUAGUGGGGUUUACAAUGAUUUUAUAUCUGGUGGACAGUGUUUGGAAAGUGAUUUCGAACUGCGAUAAAGCCACAGAUAAAUUGGCCUGUUUUGAGAUGCUGUAAAGUCUUGAAAGGAGUAUUUUUUACACGUAACAUUUGGAAUACGUUCUUACUUUUCAUAUUGAUCGUUUCACCAUAUGAUCAGUUUCAUGGGAAGUUUAAGGGAAGAUAAUUGAAACCCCUGUCGGAAUUCUCACCACAUAAAGGUUCGCUGUAAUGUUUAUGUACCAUAAGGGGUUUAAAAUAAUUUUAGCUUGUGUUGAGUGCAACAGCAAGUUAAUGCAGAACAUACAAGAUACCGCGAUACAGAAGUAAGGCGAUAAAAAGCAGCGUUUACAAGUGUUUCAAUUGACUUUAAUUUUUAGGGGUAGAGCUUUUUUUCCUUUUGAAUACUUAGAAAAUCCGUCACUAAAUCAGAGUUAGUGAGAGAGUUGCCACGCUCUUGUAAAAGUCGGAAUGUUAGUAUAUUCUAAAACAGUGAAUAAUGUUGAAAGCGCGCUCUGAUUGCCUACUCACACUCCGAAUAUCCUUUUCUAUUCACCACCAAGCAACUCGUGAGGGAAUUGCAUCCGAAAAUAUUGUAAUUGUUGCAAGAAUAAAUGAAGCAACAUCACGUUUUUGUGCUUUAUCAUCUCGCCGCUUUAGUAUAAUUUUAUCUAAAACAACUAUUCACCUAAGUGCCGGUGGCUAGCAGUCGAUAUCUACGUUGCCGUUCCGUGGUUCGGUGAAAAAUCACCACUAGCCACCUCCAUUUAGUAGAAUAGUUGUCAUUCAUUCAUUAGGUUUCUAAAGAAUAUUGAAGUACAUUUUGCGUCUGUGUUGGGACUGAGAACAUUAAGUCACUUAUUGAAUAUUAAUUAGUCUUAUAGGCUAUCUUUCUGAAAGAUUCUUCUAAAUACUAGACAGCAAUCUUUUGUUGUGUUAAAAAAUAUAUGAAUUGGAAUUGUCUUAAUUAUUGGAUCACAUAGGCCUCCAGUGACAUUAAAGAAUGUAUAUUUGAUUCCAUAUUUAUUUUGUAUUAUAACCUUUUAAAAAUAUUUCUUUGUUAAAGAGAAAUUAUAACGAUAUUUAUUGUUAGAUAGGCUGUUUAAAUUAAGUGUUAAAGAAUAUGGAAGCAAAUAAAUUGCAGAGUUCCAGCAGGAA